This is a messenger RNA of Heteronotia binoei (common prickly gecko), 1317 nucleotides long. Its product is annotated as UDP-glucuronosyltransferase 1A1-like. Gene Ontology annotation, molecular function: UDP-glycosyltransferase activity. Lineage: Eukaryota; Metazoa; Chordata; Lepidosauria; Squamata; Gekkonidae. The record is from RefSeq and is a predicted model, not a curated record.
AUGACACCUUUAUACUCAUUUAACUUUGAAUCAAACAAGACCAUACAUGCUAAGAAGACUCCUCUUCUCCAAGGCAUUUGCCAGAUUCCCAGGUGGCUUUUACUUACUUUCUUUUUCUGGAGCCUUUCAGAUGGAGGGAAGGUUUUGGUAAUCCCCUUGGAUAACAGUCACUGGCUCAGUAUGCGUCUGGUUGUGGAACGUCUUCACCAGAAAGGACAUGAAAUUGUAGUGGUUGCCCCUGAUGUAAGCUUGAGGAUUAAGCCAUCUAAACAUUACACACUGAAAACAUUUGCUUUGUCCUACACAGAAGAAUACCUGAAAGAAGAAGUCCAAAAGUUUGGCCAGAUUGCUUUUUCAGAGCAGCCUUUCCUGGCAAAAAUUAGUAGAUCAAAAACAAGAAAUGUUUCCACACUUUUCUUAAACACCUGCAAGGAACUGUUGUACAACAAAGAGUUUAUGGCUUACCUGGAAGAAAACCAGUUUGAAGUUGCAUUUAUGGUUCCGGUGCCACCGUGUGGACAGAUAUUAGCUGAGCAUUUAUCCCUCCCUUCUGUUUACUACUCAGGAUGGUUGCCCUGCGGUUUAGAGGCAACUCGGUGUCCAGAUCCAGCUUCUUAUGUCCCAAAAUUCUUCACAGGCAACACAGAUCAGAUGGACUUCAGUCAGCGAGUGAAGAACUUUCUCGUCAGCUCUUUGCAGUUCCUGAUUUGUUCUCUUCUUUAUUCCCCAUUCAAUGAUCUCAGCACAGAGUUCCUGAAGCGAGAGAUGACAGUAUCUGAGUUAUACAGCCAUGCAUCUGUUUGGCUUCUGCGCUUUGACUUUGCAUUUGAGUAUCCCAGGCCUCUCAUGCCCAACAUGGUCCUGAUUGGAGGUAUAACCUGUGAAAAACAGAGUCCGUUGAGUGAGAGGGACUCGCAGCACAGAUCUUCACCAAUCCUCCUGACUAACGAGGAAAAAGCCAGCAAUGUGCCUGUUCGAACUGCUUGCGUCGUCUCCCUAACUGAUUCAAUGGACUUCGAUGUCUUCCAGCCUGGACAACACACGGCCCAACUCGCUAUGUUGGUGCCGGAGCCCACUGAGAGCAAGACAAACUCUCAUGGCUCUUCCCUUUCCGACGCCGACCGCUCUGACCUACGAGCAUUCUCGGCAUCGAAGUCGGAGUCCUCGUUACCUUUCAGCAACUGCUGUGGGGAGGACAAGGGAUUUGAGGUGGAAGCAGGCAUGGCAAACAUGACUUCUAUCGUCAUACGCCACUUGCCCACUGAAGGAUCGGCAUCGGAAGGAUCAGCGUCGGAAUCGGCAAUCGCUUCUGUCUGA